AUGUCCAGCAAAGACGAAAAUGAACCUACUGAAAGCAGUCGUAAGCUCCUCAAGUUUGUCGAGAAAGGGUUUGCACCAGCGUCAAACUAUGAGAAGGUCCGACAGGACUACCCUCUUGAAGCAGUGAAAUUCUUCGUAGAGAAUCUCCGAUUACUUGACGACAACACUCCAGAAUCAAAGGUCUUGGAACUUGGCGCGGGUACAGGAAAGUUCACUCGGGCGAUGUUAGAAGUGCUAAAGGACCAGAAUGUUCGAGUUAUUGCAAGUGAUCCUGUUGACCAAAUGUGCGAAAAGUUCAAACGCCUAGAGCCUGAUAUUGAUAUUAUCAAUUGUGUUGCAGAGAAGAUAAGUAAGUCAGCUGCCUAAAUAUUUUAAUCUUUUCAGCCACAGAAAAUCAGAAAUCAAAAUAUUCACCUUUCUUCAAGUUGCUUACUUCCAAUUUAUCAUCAUUUAUUGUCCAAUUCAUUAAUUACUGAUCAAAAAUUUGACCAGAAAAUAGUUCACACCUCCUACCCCGUUAACUUGGUUGAUGCAAAAGUUAAACAGUCGAUUUAACUUUUGAUACAAAUGCCUUUUCAUCUAAUUAGUAUUCAUAUGAUACAAUAAAAUAUUAGACCCGAUCUGUAUGGGAGUUUACAAUGGUGAGCCGAUACGCCCAUGCACACAGCGGACUGAUAUGACUGAUAUAACGAUUACGCGAUUGCAAAGUUCAGUUAAAAACCAAACUAACAAACAAACAGACAAAGAAAAGAAUGUUGAAAAGCAAAGUAAACACAAAAACAUACUUUCGAAGAAGACAGAAAAACUGAGAUGAAAGAAUUAUGGGGGGAGUUGGUAUUCACUUUUCUUCUUUGACUCGAACUCUUUUUCAUUUCAAAGGUUUGCCAGAUGAAAGCGUAGAUGUGGUUAUUGCAGCACAGAGUUUUCACUGGUUCGCUAACCCAUCCUCUCUUAGAGAGAUUCAUCGGGUACUUUCAACAGAUGGGAGGUUUGGUAUGAUUUGGGCCCUGCCUGAAUUUUCCUUGCCUUGGCUAGCAGAAAUUUGGGCGUUCUUGGACCCUCUUUAUAAACAGCAGUCCGUAGUCUUACCUUUCAAUGAGAUGUGGAAAAAUGUGUUCGACACAUCGCCUAGGAAGUUGUUCACCAAUUUGAACGAAAAUUUGAGCUAUCGUCUAGAUUUACCGAGCUCUUUUGAAGACUGUUACGAGUUCUUUGCGUCUUUUUCUUUUAUAAUCAACAGCAGUGAGAGCAUCAAGGAGUCUUUUCGAGAGCUGUUUGAUGAGAUAAAAAGAAAGUACUUCAUUAACAAAGGAACUGGACUUGACCACAUUCCAUUCAAAAUAUACAUGUAUUGGUGUACCAAAGAAGCUAGUGGAUAG
Porites lobata is the source of this 1379-nucleotide messenger RNA. The record is from the annotation of a GenBank genome assembly. Lineage: Eukaryota; Metazoa; Cnidaria; Anthozoa; Scleractinia; Poritidae.